AUGUUACUGAACUAUACGACAGAAAAAAAAGCAGUUAAUCUAUUUGAAAUAAUUAAUAGUCUUCCAGAAGAAAUUAAUGAAAUUCAUAUACUUUAUAAAUAUUGGUGGUUUAACAGUAAACCAGCAGUUCUUCUCGCUUUAAAUAAAUUUAAAAAUCUUCAAAAACUGACUUUACGUGGCUUCUGCGCAGACGAGCUAAUUCUCCAAGAAAUAGCAGAAGCAACAACACUUGUUCAUCUCAACAUUGAACUACAUGACGAACACAUAGACUUUCCUCUAUUCGAUAAACUCGUUCAUUUGGAAUAUAUUCACAUAGAGAUUGAAAAAGGAGAUGAAGACAAGAAAGCCUCUGCAAAAGUAGUCAACACUAUUUUUUGUAAAUGCAAAAAUCUAAAACAUCUUGAUAUUCCAUAUUACUUUUAUGAUCUUGCUGAAAUUCCUUUGGCAGAAUGGGAAAAAUUUAACAAUUUAGAAUAUCUUACUUUAACUUGUUAUGAAAUACUACCCGACUUAGCAGAUACAAUUGUUAAAUAUUGCAAGAAUGUAAAACAUUUGUUCGUGAACCCUAUAUGUCAUUUUAUACAGACAAAUGUUGUAAAAAAGUUUACAAAAUUAGAAAAUCUUGAAAGUUUCAUAAUAAAUCAUCAGUACUUUGAGUUCACUGAGGAAUCAAUAAUUGCAAUUUCAAACAAUUGUAAAAAACUUAAACAUUUAGAACUUGCUGAUUGUCAUAUAGUACCAUCUAUUGAUGGUGACGAACUUUCAUCUCCAUCUGUUUUAAAUGAGUUAUCAAAAUUACAAUAUCUUGAACAUCUAAACUUAAGUGGGGCGGAUAAUACUGAUGAUGAUACAAUUAUUGCUAUUGCUAAUAAUUGUAGAAACCUAAAAAGUUUGGAUAUUCAUGGAUGCAAUAUGAUUACUGAGACGGCUCUCGUUGCGUUAACAAAGUUGAAAAAUUUAGAAAUACUAAACAAUGAUCAAUAA
This is a messenger RNA of Aphidius gifuensis, 984 nucleotides long. RefSeq names its product F-box/LRR-repeat protein 2-like. Gene Ontology annotation, cellular component: SCF ubiquitin ligase complex. The coding region runs from base 1 to 984 and encodes 327 amino acids. The record is from RefSeq and is a predicted model, not a curated record. Gene Ontology annotation, biological process: SCF-dependent proteasomal ubiquitin-dependent protein catabolic process. The transcript has 3 exons. NCBI's taxonomy places the organism in Eukaryota, Metazoa, Arthropoda, Insecta, Hymenoptera, Braconidae.